Messenger RNA from Sebastes umbrosus (honeycomb rockfish), 768 nucleotides. Its product is annotated as transcription factor 7-like 1. Gene Ontology annotation, cellular component: beta-catenin-TCF complex. The transcript is spliced from 6 exons. Gene Ontology annotation, molecular function: DNA-binding transcription factor activity, RNA polymerase II-specific; RNA polymerase II cis-regulatory region sequence-specific DNA binding. NCBI's taxonomy places the organism in Eukaryota, Metazoa, Chordata, Actinopteri, Perciformes, Sebastidae. The annotation marks the transcript as partial. Gene Ontology annotation, biological process: regulation of transcription by RNA polymerase II; canonical Wnt signaling pathway. The record is from RefSeq and is a predicted model, not a curated record.
AUGGAGAAGGUGAUUUACGGGUUUCCAGUCAAUUUUCCCGCCACUUCUACCUCUGCUGCUCCACCUCGGCCUCCACCACCGAGCACCUUCACAUCAAAUAAGAGAAAGCGUGAAGACGGGCAUGAUGGUCGGUCAUACGUGAAAAAGCCGCCAAAUGCCUUCAUGCUUUACAUGAAGGAGCAGAGGCCAAUUUAUGCGGCCGUAAUGAAACUCACUGGGACUGCAGGGGUUAACAAGAUCCUUGGAGAUAAAUGGAAGUCGCUGUCCAAUGAGGAGCAGGCGAAAUACUUCCAAGUGGCAGACCGAGAAAGACGGCUCCACGCCCUGCAGCACCCGGACUGGUCAUCCAGUAACAAUUACGGCCAAAAGAGGAAGAGGGAAAGGAGCAAGGCCUCCAAAAUGACUGAAGCAUCUGCAUCAACAUCUGGAGAGGUCACACAGGAAGUGAAGAGGAUGUGUGUGACCCCAGGAUACACAGGUGUGAGAGAGACUCAUCACGCACAGUCAAACGUGAUGCAGCCCUCCACCUCGAUGACAGACGUGACAGUGUCUCAUCACGCACGGUCUAAAAUGAUGCAGCCCUCUACCUCAACGACAGGUGUGAGCGUGACUCAUCACGCACAGUCAAACGUGAUGCAGCCCUCCACCUCGAUGAAAGACGUGACAGUGACUCAUGACGCACAGUCAAACAUGAUAAAGCCCUCUACCUUAACGACAGGUGUGAGAGAGACUCAUCACGCACAGUCAAACGUGAUGCAGCCCUCCACC